Molecule: messenger RNA, 6669 nt
Organism: Drosophila kikkawai
Lineage: Eukaryota; Metazoa; Arthropoda; Insecta; Diptera; Drosophilidae
Gene: vn
Product: membrane-bound neuregulin protein vein
Biological process (GO): synapse organization; homophilic cell-cell adhesion
Cellular component (GO): axon; neuronal cell body; plasma membrane
Molecular function (GO): axon guidance receptor activity
Source: RefSeq, a predicted model, not a curated record
UCAGGUUUAGUUCAGUUUAGGUAGCGAAUCGGAGACGUUCUGUGCUGCGCGUUGAUAUAAAAUGGACAAAACUGCGUCUGUCCCGACCGAUUUAAUAUUUUAUACUUAAAAUACAAAAAAACACACAAAAAAUUAUUUUUUAAAAUUCGGCUCAGCCGUGAAAUUCGGUUUAAACGGAAAAUAAAUAAAUAAAUAAAUAGCCAAAAAUUACCAGUGUUCAGAGACACAAUCGGAGGGCGUUGAAAAAUAAGAGAUCGCCCCAGACCAGUGAGAGAUCAGUGAAGAUUCAGUCAGUGAAAUUGUUUCGAAUAUUUUGGAAAAUAUUGAAUAAAAAGCAAAAGAUAAUAGCGAAUUUCAUCAGCUGGAGUAACAGUAAUAACCAAUCGAAGAAGUGACGUUAAACCCACCGAGCAAAUCGAACCAAUUCGAAUCCAUCGAUCGAUCGAUCGCGAUCCGUGUGAAAGGACUUUCGAUUUCGUUCGCGGGCGUGCGAAAAGAAAAGCGAAAAAGCGCCGGAGUAAUUGUGAGUUAAAACUUUGCGGAAAAACAACAACAAUACAGCAGCCGGAGCAGCAGCAUCGUUAUCAUCAUCAUCAUCAUCGGCAUCGGCAGCAGCAGCAGCAGCAGCAUCCUGAAGAAGCAACAACUUCUGUCUGCACCGCGCAGAUAUAUAAAACAAAAACGAUCGCGCGUGCUAUAGUGUGUGUGUGCCUCCAAUAUACACGUAAUAUAUAAUACACGAUAUAUAGUAUAUAUCUAGAGCCGACUGUUGCGACGACUUUUCUAUAUAAAAUACACGCACACCGUGGCAGAUGUGCGCAUACAUAUAUAUCUAGCCAAAGUAGAAGAUAUAUAUAUAUAUAUGAGAUAUAUAUACGCGGCGCACUCUGCUCUGUUUUUUCUUUUAUAAUUACUUUUGUCUAAAAUUAGAAGACGUGUGUGCUGCGUGUGUGUGUACCGUGGCCGUGUCCGUGUGUCCGUAUCCGAGAGAUACGUGUGAGUGUCCGUGUCUGCUAUAUCGCUAUAUCGCACAUCAUCAUCACCAUCAUCAUCGUCAUCAGAGAUCAGAGACGAUCCGUAGUAUCCGCGGUGUGUGAGUGAGUGAGUGUGUGCCAGAAAACACUCGUACUCGUCGUCGCCAGUGAAUCAGACUACGGCUGCGACUACGACUACGACUACGGCUAUAUAGUCGGCAGAUCGCGUAUACGGCCAGGCCAGACAAACAUUAUCGUAUAUCUCUGCCUGGCGAGGAUUACAAUUACAACAGCAGCGGCAGCAGCAGCAGCAGCAGCAGCAGCAGCAAAGGCGGCAACAACACGCACCCGACCGAUCGUCAGCCGAGGCUAGAGCCGAUUCCGAGUCCGCAUCCGAAGAUUCCCGAGAGCACGGAAAAGCAAACCGAACCGAACCGAACGAAAGAUCGCGCGCGCGUGAAAAACGUCGCGAAAGAAAAACGCUCCGGAAAAAGUGGGGGAAGAAAAAUCAAACGCCACGCGACCUUAGGCCCGUCCGAAUUUUCUUUUGGGGCGUGCAGCGGGGCGUGGUCGUGCGUGAAACGCAGCGAAUUUAGUGAAAGAUAACAACAAAGAUGAGUCACCACCAAGAGCAGCAACAGCAGCAGAAGCUACAACAGCCAUUGCAGCAGCAGCCAGAGUGUUAAAAUCAAUUAAUGCUAGACAUACAGUGCGCGAAAAUAGACCUCUUUCUCUCUCGAUCCCUGCUGUCGCUCAAAAUGCUACGAAACUAUCGAAAGUAUUUGCAGGAUAAACGAAAAUACGACAAGGCACAACGACGUGGCAGCGACUACGAUAUUUGUCACCAUUAAACCAAUAAAGGACAACCCAGCAGCAGCAAUACGCAGCAGCAACACGCAGCAGCAGCAGCAGCAGCGGCAACCAUUACUCGUAGAACCGAGAGAUUUUGUAAAUAAAGUCGGGGCAAUAGCAGCAACAACUUUGGAGGACGCCAUGUAUGCGCAACAUUUGCGCAAAUGGAGUCUGAAAACAAAAAAGCAACGAAUGCCAUUGAUAUUGCUAAUUAUCAGCUACAUGUUGCUACUGAUCACAGGUGUGUCGGCCGCUGCGACGGCGGUGCAGCAGCAGCGGCAGCUACCAGCAGCGCGAUUAUUAUGGGAAGGCAGUGCCGAAGAAAGCAGCUACUAUAUACCACUGAGUUCGGAUAAUGAUGGCGGUAGCAUCAGCGGUAGCAGCAGCAGCAGCAGCAGUGAAAGCGGUAGCAACAUCGACAGCAACAGCAACAAUAUCUUAAGUAGGCUGCUCAGCCGCACCAGCAAUAGUCUUAGUAGCCGUAGCAAUCUUAAGUUAGAGCCAGCCACAGUAUUCGAUGCCGGCAGCAGUGCAGCCAAUCAGCAGCAACAGCAGCAACAGGAGCCACUUCAGCAACAUGUUGCUGCCGUGCCACAGAAAAAAGUUCCAAAUACGUUAAUCAUUAGUCAAAUAUAUAAUAAUUUAUUAUACAAUGGCCUGCCCAGCGAGGCGGCGCCGGCGACAAGCAGUAAGAUGCGUCGUCACAUACAGCCCGCGCAGCUACCAGCUCCUGUUAGCAGCUUCUCGCAUCCUGCGAGCAACUACAGCCGGCGAGCGCUGCAGAGAUACUACAUCGAGUCCUUCGAAAUCCCGGAGGAGCAGCAGGAACAGAUUGAGCGCAAUCCUGAGCAGGCAGCGCGCAGCCGGCGGGAUGGGCAGAACCAGCGUCGCCCCAAUGGCCACCGGAAGGAGCUGCAGGCGGAGAAGCGGGAGAAUCGCCGUCUAAGGCAGCAGCAAAGGAAGGAGCAGCGCCCGAACAGGCACCAGGAGCCACAGCGACGGAAGCACCAGCGAAAGCACCGGGGUCGCCAGCGAUCGGAUCGCUACUGCUCGGCCCGGGAUCCUGCUCAGCUGGCCUAUGCGGCGCCCACCGUCUUUAAGGGCGUCUUCAAGUCGAUGUCCGCCGACCGGCGGCUCAACUUCUCGGCCUCGAUGAAGGUCGUGGAGGUGUACAAGCAGCAGCGAGGCCUCCAGCUGCCGACGCUCGUCAGGCUGCAGUUCACCGUGCGCAACAAUAGCGGCGAAUGCGACAUCUACAGGGAGAAGCUGCGUCCGCGUGGAGUGCUCCGCUCCGGCAAUGAUCUGCAGCAGGCCACCAGUAUAGAGUACGUGGUCUUUGCCCAGCAGACGAACCCGGGCAACUUCACCAUUCUCGGCCAGCCCAUGCGGGCCUCGCACUCGGUGAUGGAAGCGGUCAAAACGGCUGUGAGCGACAAUUAUGCACAGAACGCAUCGAUCAUAUCGAUCACCGCGGUGCCGAGCAACACGACCAUCGAGCACGGCCGGGAACUGAAGAUCGUCUGCCGGGUGUCCGGACAGCCGCCGCCGAAGGUUACCUGGUUCAAGGACGACAAGUCCAUUAAUCGCAAGCGCAACGUUUACCAAUUCAAGCAUCACAAAAGACGUUCCGAGCUGAUCGUGCGCUCCUUCAAUAGUUCCUCCGAUGCGGGCAAGUACGAGUGCCGGGCGAAGAACAAAGCCAGCAAGGCGAUCAUCAGGCGCCGCAUCAUGAUCAACUCCUCUCCAGUACCCUUUCGGCCGGACCAGGACACCGACGUUCCCUGCCCCUUCACCGAUUUCUGCUUCCAUGGAGGCACCUGCAGGAUGAUCAAGGAUAUGAACCUGUUCUACUGCCGUUGCCAAGGCGGAUACGUCGGCGAACGUUGCGAGAACAUUGGGCCCGACAGUACGUACAGCAAUAGUAAUCCCGAACCACCUUGCACACGUUUUCAAGGAGGUUAUUACUGCUAAAAUAGGCACUUCUAUAGCAUCGAUUGUUUUACGUCGAGUCAAUCGCGAGUUAUCCGCAAAACCGAUACCGAAACUUGAAAUCAAAUUAAACAAACCGAACUCAGUGCCCAUACCAAAACAAUGAAUAAAUCAUAAAGUAUAAAAUAAUAACUCAGCAGAUCUACAAUCAAAGUAAAGUAGAGAAAAAGGCAACCAACGGAAUUCCCAUUCCCACUUGCACAUUUCACCAAUAUCCUUUCAAUUACAGAAGAAGCUUUCUAAAAAUUAAAACGCUGAAUAAAAGAAAGUGAAAUAAACCAAAUAUAGUUGAUAAAGCGAAACACACACACUACACACACUAUUACACAGACAGAAAGUACAAAUACAGUAUGCAGAAUUGGACCUUAAAUUAAAUGAAACAUGAAAAUCCUACCCUCCCAACCUCCUACCCACUCCACACUCCAUCAUACCCAGUCACUUUGAAAACGGCGAACUACAAGUUUUAUUAGAGAUCACAUUCCAAAAAGAAACAAAGUAAGGUCUUACAAACAACAACAACAACAACAAAGAGUAAACAAAUCAAAAGAUAAAUAAAUAACUAACAAAGUUUUUCGUAAUACCUAAUAAUAUUUAUUAUGCUAAACUAAAAGCGUUUUAAGAGCAAUCAAAAGCAAAACGAAAACGACAAGAGUAACGAGAAUAAUCAAAUAAAUACGAAUAAAAACAAAGGGUGCUAUAGAAGGUUUAUUUUAAAUAGUGUUUACAUAGGAACUUAAUUUAAUUUCAAACUCACUCAUCACACACAACUACACACGCCUACACCAACCAGUAAAUGUAUAAAAGAAAACAGCAAAACAAAACAAAAUUAUUAAGCAACGUGGACGGACGGACAAGGGACUCGCGGACAAACGGACAGCGGACACCGGACAAGGGACUACCUAUCCCCCCCACUAAAGUACUGAGAAACUUGUAAACUUGUCGAAUCGUUCAAUUGGCUCUCAGCCCACGUUUACUCACCUCACACACGCGCAUUACAAUGUCAAUAUGAAUAUCAACGAUUAAUAACGAUAACCAAUCAACAGAGGCUCUCUUAAGUUAGUUACACGAAUACACACUCACACACACGCAUCAAGAAGCAAGCAGCAAAAAUUUGCAACAAAUGGCGACUUGGCCACACUGAAAACCACACUCACCCAGAAAAAGCAAUGUACUGACUCCACCAAUUGAAACGGGAACUGAAUUUUGUUUUGUUUUCGAUCUAAUUUUUGUAGUUUGCGAAUAAUAAAAAACGAACAACAUUAAAAACAACUUUCCAAACGAAUAACAACCAAUAUAAUACAUUUAUGAUUUGCAAUUAAUUUUAGUUCGUACUCGUUAUUAGACAUUAACACUUGGCUGUAGAUUUUGACAAUCCACAAAAAAGUACCCAAUUCGAAUCAAACAAAAACAACCAACAAUUUCAUUUUGCUCCCUUGUUUACUUUUAUUUGGUGAUUGUUGUUUUUUUUUUUCGUAUUUUUUCUUUUGACUAAUCUCCUGCGUUUCCUGCGAUUUGGGUAACUCUGUUCACUUAUUACUUCCUUAGUCUUGUGCUCGUCUCCUUCUCAAACAACAAAUUCCACAGCAAAGAGAAAUCUUGAGCUGAAGACCUUAUCUUUACCAUCCUUUGCAUGUUGGAAUUCUAUCUUUCGAGAGCGCAAUUUAAUGCUUGUAGUUGCCCCCUAUUUGUGGAAAUGGUUUUAGCCAGCUUUUAGUUGAAAGUAAAUGAAAAUCAAACGAGAAAAUAAACUGGAAGAUUAAUUUUUAAUUUUAUUUAUAAUUUAAUCUCUUCACAGAUAUUUUGUUGCAAUCUACGGCCAAAUACAUACCUUAAAUAACGACUAUUAAUGCAUAGAAUUUUGUUUUAUUAUUUUUAUGAUUUUUAUAAACAAAACAAAAAAAAAAAGAAAAAAGAAAACAUAAGAUCGAUUGAUUCCCCUGCACUCCAAGAACGGCGACAAUUGUAAUUUUUUACUGUAUUUAAAAAAUUAGAGAAUUCGUUGCACCGGCAGACCAAGCCCAAUCCCAUCACCGUUCUACAGAUCAGUUGAAAACUACAAAAACAUAUCCGAAACGAAACGAAACUGAACCGAAAACCGAAAACAUUUCAAAAUUCCGUAGAGUUCCCAGAGUUCCUUCUUCCCCAAAAAGCGAUAAGUUCCAGAUCCAGACUGACUUUAGCUACGUUUGAAUAUUUUAAAUAUGAAACCUAAACUGAAUUUUUAUUAAAUUAAUUGUACGAAUGGAAAACUAUCGAAAAUAUUGAAGUUUACUGUUUGAAAGCAUUAUCGAUUCGACCCUGACACUGACACUGUUGCGCUUUUGUUGUUGUACCAUAGACAUAUACAUAUACAUAUACAUAUAUAUACUUAUAUAAUGAGAACAAAGGUUGACACGUAGCCGAGAACUUUGUAAUAAAUCCUGUAAAUAUCUCUCGUUUUAACUAACGUUAAGUUUUGUGUACAUUUCAAACUAAGUUAAUGCAGCCCUUCUUUAACCAUAAUUUAUUGUAUUUAAUUACACUUAAAUUAAACGUAACUUUAGCCUUAAGACCAAACACACACACACACACACAACUUAAACACACACACACACUAUAAAGCUACUUAAUUUCGAAAUACUAUUUUAUUUGUCCUCGUUUAUGAUUUGCGCUAAAACAAAAAAAGAAACAAUGUAAAAUGCAAAUUUAGUUAUUUUUUUCGCAAUGUGUAUGUUGACAUCAGUUUGUAUGGCGAAGAGAUUAUUUUUAGUUAUCUUUUAAGUGGCAAAUUUUUUAUAUAUUUAAUUAUUGAAAGAUUUAUACCAAAAAUACCAUGUAAAGUUUAAUAUUAAUUUAAAACAAAAACCAUUAAACC